CUUGCCCUGGAGGUUUCUGAUGAAUGGAUGACUGGGCCCGACGACCUGAUUACAACUCACAAAGGCGCUGAGUAUAACUCACAUUUUCGGUGUUGCAAGUUUUUUAUGUCGAGUAUCUGUACCGUCACCGGCUGCCUGGCGUGACUGCAUAACUGCCAUUCCCCGCACCGCUUCUUGGAUUCACUGACUACCUCAGUCGUCUUUUCGAUAACACAACCACUCCGUGCGGCAUAUCAAGAUCAAAUAUGUCACAAGCUUCCUCUGGAGGCAAGCCUGCCGGUGUUCUUCAAAUUCCCGUUUCCGCUACACAGAAAGGAACCCCCACACCUGCAAAGAGCGCCCCGAAGCCUCCUGCACCAAGAUUGAAACUCAUCGUUCGUCGACUUCCACCAGGGCUUACCCGGAGUGAGUUUGAGACAGGUCUGGGGGAUGAUUGGAAACUAGGAUCUGGUCAGGUCGACUGGUUCCAGUUCAAGCCGGGCAAAAUUUCAAAGGACCCCGCCAAGCCAUCUAGACCAGCAAGAGCCUAUCUACAUGUUCUAUCAGAGGCAAUGAUUCCUUCUUUAUUCGAAAAAGUCAAAAACACGUCCUUUCACGAUGCACGAAACAGCUCAAACGACCCUGUACUCGUGGGGCCGCCAUCCGUUGAGUUUGCCCCUUACGCUCGCCUUCCCGGGAGUCGAAUACGAAAAGAUGGACGACAAGGGACCAUAGACCAGGACCCUGACUUCGUUUCUUUCCUCGAGAGCUUGACAAAUCCCGUUGCCAAACUCGCGACAGGCGAGGCUGACGGCGAGAAAAAGGAAGACGAGGAAGUGAAUAUUACGCCAUUAGUCCAAUACAUCAAGGAUAAGAAGGCAAACAAAGCUAAGGAAGCUGCAUCAAGCAAAGCUUCCAAACGCAGCAAAGAGAAAGAGGCCAAAGCAGAGAAGGCAGAGGCCAAGAAACUGUUGAAACGACCCGACAAAGAGUCCACGUCGCUAGCUACGCCUUCUUCACCAGAGAAGAAAGGUGCUUCUACACCGGUGAAGGUUGAAAAGGCUACAAAGGAAGCGGCGAAGGCUGCUAACAAGCAAGCUGCUGCUGCUGCGAAAUCGAAGCAAUCUGCUAGCAAAGAUUCUACACCACAAUCUCCUACCCGCCCUGCUGCGACCGACCGUAAGCGGGAACGGGGCGACGUUAGUGCUGCAGCAAAGAUUUUACAGAGGGAUUUGGGGCUUGCGCCUUCUGGUGGCAGGCGACGUGGGAAGGGUGCUGCAGCGGCUGCGGAUGACACUACCAAGAAAGAUACAGCUCAAGAAUCCGGGUCACCAACUCCAACAGUUCCUACCGGACCCAAGGGAUCUAAACAGAAUGCGAAGACCGCUAAAGAGAAUACGUACAAGGAUAACACGCCCAAGGUGAUCGCGUCCAAAGCAAAUGUAAACCUAGCUGCAGAAGGAGUCACGCCAGCUCCCCGUACCGAUAGCCCGACUGCUACGAAGGAAGGUGCACAAAAACCAGCAAAGCAACCCAAGGCCAAACAACCUCCUCCUGUAUCACCGACCGCUACCCAAGCAUUUGUCAAGCACGCGAAUCCAUCCCAAGGUGUGACAGAAGAGCUCCUCGAUACUGCGUUCAGUGUUUUUGGUCGCGUGACCAAGGUGGAAAUUGAUCGAAAGAAGGGCUUUGGGUAUGUUGAUUUUGCUGAGCCCGACGGUCUGCAGAAAGCCAUCGCAGCUAGUCCGGUGACAGUAGCCCAAAGCCAAGUCGUGGUAUUGGAACGGAAGAAUCCGCCAUCUCAGGCAAAGGCGGCGAAAGCCAGUGAUACAGCACAACCACCAGCUGGGGCGACAACGCUCCAACAAGCAAGUUCUAAAGAGAAACGGUCGCGAGGCACGCGUUCACGCGGAGGCAGAGGCCAGAAGAAGACAGCAGGUGCUGGCGAAGGAGACAAAGUAGAGAAGAUGGACAACGCAGCGACAAGCAGCGAGGCGUAAUAAUGAUCUAGAAAAUUUCAUAAGAUACCCUAAAAUAAAUAUACUAUGUCUGCAAUAUAUUGAGCCUGUUCGUGAGGCAUGCUCAAAGAAUGCC
Molecule: messenger RNA, 2073 nt
Organism: Talaromyces proteolyticus
Lineage: Eukaryota; Fungi; Ascomycota; Eurotiomycetes; Eurotiales; Trichocomaceae
Product: Smg-4/UPF3 family-domain-containing protein
Exons: 2
Coding region: 246-1979 (577 amino acids)
Biological process (GO): positive regulation of translation; nuclear-transcribed mRNA catabolic process, nonsense-mediated decay
Cellular component (GO): cytoplasm; nucleolus
Molecular function (GO): mRNA binding
Source: RefSeq, a predicted model, not a curated record